This is a messenger RNA of Pararge aegeria (speckled wood butterfly), 1887 nucleotides long. RefSeq names its product sodium/potassium/calcium exchanger 3 (gene zyd). Gene Ontology annotation, cellular component: membrane. The transcript has 10 exons. Gene Ontology annotation, molecular function: calcium, potassium:sodium antiporter activity; calcium channel activity. Gene Ontology annotation, biological process: calcium ion transmembrane transport; intracellular calcium ion homeostasis. The record is from RefSeq and is a predicted model, not a curated record. Lineage: Eukaryota; Metazoa; Arthropoda; Insecta; Lepidoptera; Nymphalidae. Bases 168 to 1769 code for a protein of 533 amino acids.
GCCGCCCGACGUACGUGUAUUGUAUGAGAAUAAAUAAUUGGCUCCCGUAUUCUUCUUUUGACGAGAUCUCCGCCCGGCCCAUUAUGUGCCGACUAUCGCAGCCCGCGGCAUUUGGACGCCACUGACGACGCUCCCGGUCGUCUCCGCGCGAUUUCUCCGGCACCACGAUGAAUGCCUCCGAGCGAGAAGGUUACAUUCGCAACUGUACACCACCGGCGAUCGACGACUUUCCACCAGGGCUGUUUACUGAGCUGCAAAGACAGCAUGGAGCUAUUGUCUUGCACGCAUUUAUUUCUAUCUACCUCUUUCUGGCUCUUGCCGUCGUCUGCGAUAAGUUUUUUGUUCCUGCAGUCGAUAGGAUAUGUACGGCACUGAAUAUGACAAAUGACGUAGCUGGUGCUACGUUCAUGGCAGCAGCUACGUCGGCACCAGAACUAUUUGUUAACGUUAUCGGCACUUUCAUUACUGAAGGGGAUAUUGGUGUUGGCACCAUCGUCGGUUCGGCUGUCUUCAAUAUCUUAGCUGUUGCUGCAUGUUGUGGUAUAGGAGCCGGAAUGGUCGUGCCUUUAGAUUGGUGGCCUUUAACGAGAGAUUGUCUCGCUUACGGAAUUACUGUCUCCAUCCUUAUCUGUAUCAUGCAUGAUGAGUACGUGCAGUGGUAUGAAGCUUUCUUCUUGGUCUUAUUAUACGGAGUUUACAUUUGUAUCAUGUAUUAUGACAAAUCUAUUCAAAACUUUGCUAAGGGAAGUUGGCAGUGUGUUUCCGACAUGAUAAAAAAGGACAGCGAAAAACAAGAAAGUGCUUUGCCCAUUGACAAUGAAAAUAAAGAUGCUAAGUCAUCGUCAACGAUUAAGACUGAGUUGACAGUAGAUCAUCACCAACACAAUGGUAAUGUCAAAAGUAUAUCUCUCUACACAGAUGCAAAUGAAAAGAAAGCAGUAGUAGAUACCUCUCUUCGGGUUGAAAAACAUAAGAAUGAUGAUGAAAAUAUAAAUGCACAAGCUGAACCUAAGAUCAGUACAAUGGAAAUCGCAUGCCAAGAAGAGACCCAAGAGGUCAAUGAAGGAAAUUUAGAAGAAGGAAACAAGGAAACAUUAGACAAGUAUGAACAUUCAUUGUGGAAAUGGCCUACCGGAAGGAGUAAACUUACAAAGAUAACGUGGAUAAUAACCUGGCCAAUUCACCUCGUAUUUCUCUUUACGAUUCCCGAUUGUGAGAAACCUCGAUUUAAAAAUUGGUUUCCAUUGACUUUUAUAAUGUGUAUUGUUUGGAUCGGAUCAUUGUCUUACAUUGUCGCGUGGAUGAUUACUAUUAUAGGUGAUACUCUGAUGAUACCAGAUUCAGUUAUGGGGAUUACAUUCCUAGCUGCUGGAACUUCAGUUCCUGAGGCUGUUUCUAGUGUAAUUGUUGCCAAACAAGGACACGGAUCAAUGGGUAUAAGCAACUCAAUUGGAUCGAAUACUUUUGACAUUCUUCUCUGUUUAGGAUUGCCCUGGCUUAUCAAAGCUUCACUAACUCCAGCAGAACCUGGCAACUAUUGGGUGAAGAUAAACUCAAUGGGCCUGGAAUAUUCCGCUAUAUCGCUGCUUUCGACUCUUCUGUUGCUGUACCUUACCUUCUGGUUUAACAAGUUCAAGCUAGAUGCAGCUGUAGGAAGGGCGUGCUUGGCGAUGUACGCUAUGUUUUUGGUGCUAGCUACUCUCAUUGAAUUAAAUGUUUUCUUCCCGGUGAAUGUGCGUACUUGUAGGAGAACCGAGCUUAAAUCUUAAAGGUUAACACGUACAUUGUGGUCAGGAUCUUCUCCAUCUGCAGUGAUGAUUAUCACAAUUCAAAAUUGUUUUACAGAAUUAUCUCCCUCACUACUUAGUUGCCAUUUCUUAUGUUUUU